CACUGCAUGGCAUACUUAACAUUCACUUCAGCAGGAGAACUGAAGUUGUGGACAUGUCAAUUGCUAAGACAGCUGCACAGGCUGUGCUGUCUGAUGCACUGCUUCAGAACAGCAAUGUAGACAACCGCAUUCGUCACCUGGAGUUGGAGCUGCCCCUAGACAAAGUCAUAAAAUUUGUAUCUGUGGGACUUCCUCUAAUGCUGGUGUCUUGGGCAUUUGCUCGAGAGAUCUCAGUUGGUUCACAGGUUAGCUGUUUUCCUCCCAGCAACUUCACAGUGAAGCAGGCUGCAUAUGUAGACAUGUAUUGCUGGGAUUCACUGAUGCACCAUGAGGUUGAUGAGAGUGGAAACUCUGAAGAACGUUCCCUGUGGGUUCAUAAGAUGUUCCCCUACUCCCUGCUUAUCAUGGCAAUGAUGAUGUACCUUCCAGCACUGAUCUGGAAGUUCCUGGCUACGCCAACUCUGGGCUCCGAUCUGCUCUUUAUAAUUGAUGAGCUGGACAAGUCUUACAACCGCUCAGUGCGCUUGGCUCAGAGCAUCGUGGAGCUUAAACAGAAUACAGACCCAUACGAAUUUCAGGCAGAGUUGCAGAGAGCCAAGAAAAAACGUUACUUUGAGUACCCUCUGCUGGAGAGAUACAUGAAAUACAAGCAUGGCUCCUACUUCCUGGUCAGCAUGCUGUUCCUGCGUGGCUUCCUCUUGCUUACAUUUAUGUCAGCUUCCUGCCUUUACCUGAUCUACUUCCACCUCUCAGCCUUCCUGCAGGAUGAGUUUGGCUGCUUUAUGCGUACCGGGAUCCUCCAAGACCAGAUCUGGGUUCCAAUGCUGGUGCAGUGCAAGAUCAGUGGCCUGAUGGUGUUCCAGGUCAUUAGUAUAGCUAACGGUGCCAUCUACAUGCUGCUCGGCCCCAUUGUCCUGUUCAGCAUGCUGCGUCUCUUCUGCUGGGACACCAGCUUCCUCUCACUGUAUGAGGUGCUUCCUGCACUGGGUCUGAUCAGUGGUCAGAAGCUAGGCUGCCCGUUGAACGAUUUGAACGUGCUUCUUCUCUUCCUGCGCGCUAAUGUGGCACAUCUGCAUUCGUACGGUCGACUCAAGGCCUUGUGCUCACUAGCACCGCCUCAUUUGCACAGGGGUAAGGGCAUGCUGACAGAGGAGCAGGUUGAGGAAGCUGCCGAAGCAGCUGAGGAACUGGAGGAGGAGAUACGGGAGGCUAGAGAGGAGGGCAAACACAAUCUAGUGGACAUCAUGACCAUGCUUGGGGCAGCCAGAGGGAAUGUGGUGAACUGCCCUGAACACCGCCCUCUGGUGGAGGAGAACAUGACACUCGAACCUAACCACCAGGGCUACCAUGAACUGGAGGAGUCUACAUCAUGUUGUUUUGGCUAAGCUUUCCAUUAAUGGACUGAACCAUGCCUGUAAGGGACACAUAUUCACUGUAGACUAAUCACAUCCCCUCUAGUAUAGUAAUAGGUCUAAAGCAGAUUAAUUAAUGAAGCUCUUUUAUUGGCAGUUCUUUUAUUUGAUCAGGAUGGAUUAUAUUGGUGGUCUGUCAGGGAAAUGCUUGUACACCAAAGUGCUUCAGGGAUAUUCAGGAAACCUUCGAAAAGCCUCCAUUAGA
Molecule: messenger RNA, 1617 nt
Organism: Tachysurus vachellii
Lineage: Eukaryota; Metazoa; Chordata; Actinopteri; Siluriformes; Bagridae
Gene: panx3
Product: pannexin 3
Exons: 6
Coding region: 54-1385 (443 amino acids)
Biological process (GO): monoatomic cation transport; positive regulation of interleukin-1 production
Molecular function (GO): channel activity
Source: RefSeq, a predicted model, not a curated record